GUUUCUUUGGCGGCGCUCGGGUUUAGUAACACUUCGACUGCUUGACGAUCUCCACAUGUGGGGAGAGUGCUGUGUCCGACGAUCGCAGCAGCAGCAAACCAGCGUUUUCUUUUCGUGUGUGUUUUAAGAGAGAGAGAUAGAUAGAUCGCUAGAGUGAGACAUAAACAAUUUGCGGAUAGGACCAAAGGACCCGUCGAAGAUGUUACCCAGAGAUCUACGGCAUCUCUCGGGUCUUCUGGGCGCCGUGUAUUUGCUGGGCAGCCUUGUUUCCGUGACCUUAGCGGAUGGAAAGAUCUGCAACACAACGCUAUGUGAUUGCAAGGGAAUUAAGGGACGAGUGGGAUCCCCAGGACCCAUCGGAGUGCCCGGCUUGGAAGGUCCUGCCGGUGACAUAGGACCAUUUGGACCAUCCGGACCCGUUGGCGAGAAGGGAGAUGCCGGGGAGUACGGUGAAAUGGGCGAGAAAGGACAUCGCGGUGAUAUUGGACUUAAAGGAGAAACCGGAUACCCAGGAACUAGGGGUCUCGAUGGCGAGCCGGGAACUCAAGGACCACGCGGAAUCGAUGGGUGCGACGGCAAGCCCGGUCUCCAGGGUCCGAUCGGAGCGCCUGGCGCGAACGGAGUGCGCGGUCCGCCCGGAAAGCCGGGACAGCAGGGACCUCCUGGCGACGCCGGCGAGGGCGGCAUCAACUCGAAGGGCACCAAGGGAAGUCGCGGCGAGAGCGGUCCCGCUGGCUACCGCGGUCCGCCCGGAUUCGAUGGCGAUCGGGGCAGCAAGGGAGACACCGGAUACGCUGGUCUGCCUGGGGAGAAGGGAGACCCAGGUCUGCCGGGACCCAAGGGUGACACCGGACAGAUAGCCGACCUGCCCUACAAGCUGGAGGGCAAACCGGGUCAGAAGGGAGAGCCGGGCGACUCCCUGUCACCGGUUGUGAUCGACGACGACAGCAUCAAGGGCGUGAAGGGCGCCUCCGGACAACGGGGCGAUAAAGGACUGCAGGGACCGGAUGGACAGACCGGUAGCCCGGGUGGCGACGGUCGUCCCGGCGGCCGAGGCGAGACCGGAAGUCCCGGAGAGCGCGGCAAACCCGGCAAGGAUGGCGAGCCCGGCUUGUACGGCGAGAAGGGCCAGAAGGGCGUGCCCGGCUGGGAUGGCGAGUACGGACAGGAUGGAGCUCCCGGCGAGCGGGGUGAGGACGGAUUCCCCGGCACUCCGGGCAUCCAGGGACCCCCCGGCCGUCCCGGCGUCUACGAUCCCAGCCUGAGCAAGUCGCUACCCGGACCGAUGGGACCCCAGGGCGACAUUGGACCACCCGGAGACAUUGGACCACCGGGCACACCCGGCAAGCCGGGACGUCGUGGACCCCUGGGAUUGCCUGGACAGGCUGGAGAUGCCGGACUUCCUGGUAGUCGUGGUCCGCCCGGACGCAGUGAGCGCGGCGAGGCCGGCGACUUCGGACUGAUGGGACCGCCGGGUCCGCAGGGACCAACCGGCGAAGUCGGACCCCCGGGACGCUAUGGACCAACCGGUGAUGCCGGUUACAAUCUAGAGGGACCGAAGGGACAAGCUGGCACGAAUGGACUGCCCGGCCGGGAUGGCUUCCGCGGCGAUCGCGGCGAGGUCGGCGUUACUGGUGACAAGGGUCUGCCCGGCGAGGGCUACAACAUCGUCGGACCUCCGGGAUCCCAGGGUCCGCCCGGAUUGCGCGGACGUCCCGGCGACGAUGGCCGCGACGGAUACCCCGGCCUGACCGGCGACAAGGGACUGCGCGGCGAGGACUGUCCCAUCUGCAGUGCCGGACCACGUGGACCGCGUGGCCAGCAGGGCGACACCGGCUAUCCUGGACGACAUGGCAACACCGGAUUGAUCGGACUGACUGGACCGCGCGGCGUGAAGGGCAUGCAGGGCAAUCCCGGAAGGGCGGGCUUCAAGGGUCUGCCCGGACCGCCCGGUAUUCCCGGAGGACCUGGCAAGGUCGGAGCUCCUGGCAGCAAGGGUAUAGUGCAGGAGACCGGCAAUCGAAGGGAUGCCCCUCAGGGCGACGCGGGUGACACCGGACGACGCGGAGAGCCCGGCUACGAGGGCGCCAAGGGAGAGACUGGCAACUACGGCUUAGAGGGUGACCACGGCGAGACUGGACAGCGCGGCGACUACGGAGACGCCGGCUACCCCGGACGCGAUGGCCUGCCGGGACGCGAUGGACGCAACGGGGUGCACGGAAGGAACGCCACCACGCCGAAGGUCUUCCUCACCGGCGAGCCGGGACGCAAUGGAGCGAAGGGCGAGCGCGGCGACAUCGGAGACACGGGCUUCAAGGGCGACAAGGGUCUGAUGCAUCCCGGCGAUAUCUACGACAACCGCGGCGACGUCGGUGACGUUGGAUAUCCGGGUCUGCCCGGUCUUCCCGGACCCCGUGGUGAGAUGGGCGAGCUCGGCGAACGCGGCGAUGUCGGUGACGAGGGAGAAGGCGGUGAUGUGAUUCCCGGACCCGUUGGAGCCAAGGGCUAUCCGGGUGCGACCGGAGAUUACGGACCACAAGGAGCCCCCGGCGAACCCGGCUUGGACGGAGCACCGGGUUUGGACGGCAGGACCGGAUACAAGGGACAGCGCGGUGAGCCCGGACAGUCGGUGAUUCCGGGAGAGCGAGGCGGCCAGGGACGCAGCGGCAUCAAGGGACUCCCCGGCGAUGUUGGCAGCCCGGGCCCCUACGGACCAUCUGGUCUUCCAGGACCCAAGGGAGUGAAGGGCCAGCAAGGACCCUACGGCGCCACCGGGUUGAGCGGCCUGCGCGGCAACAAGGGUCAGCGUGGCGAUGUCAUCGUUGGUCCACCCGGACCGAAGGGUGAGCCCGGACUCAACGGUCGCCCGGCUCCGCACGGACUUAAGGGACAAAAGGGCGAGCCUGGAACGCUGGGCCAGAAUGGCGUGCCCGGCGUUAAGGGCAACAUCGGUUUCGCGGGUCGACGUGGCCUUCUUGGCAGCGCCGGUCUGCAGGGCAUUCCCGGCUCUCCUGGCAGCACCGGAUUCCCAGGCAUGGUCGGUGAGGUCGGCGAUCGCGGUGACAUUGGCGAGAACGGACGCGUGGGUGAUAUUGGACCUCGAGGAGCAACUGGCGAGUUCGGACCUAAAGGUCUCAUUGGAGACGAUGGACCAGAUGGCUACCCCGGAGCAAGCGGCAUUCCCGGACGCAAGGGCGAGCAGGGAGACCAAGGCUACCCGGGCAGACCUGGUGCCAAGGGCAUUGCCGCCUUCAGUGGCAUCAAGGGUGAGGACGGUGAGGCUGGCCUGACGGGACCAAUAGGUUUCCCCGGAGCACCGGGACCGAAGGGACAGGCUGGACCCGUGGGCGAUUCGCCUGUGGCCUUCGACGGAGUUCAAGGACGCAAGGGAGAGUUGGGCAGUCCCGGAAUCAAUGGAAUCCAUGGUCGCCACGGUCUGAAGGGCUUGCGCGGUGAUCGCGGUUUGGCCGGCGUGCAAGGCCAACGAGGCGCACCUGGAGAUCAAGGACCGGCCGGCUACAGCGGACUCAACGGAUCUAAUGGACUCAGGGGAGAAGUCGGCCCAGUCGGACCCGAUGGACCUAAGGGCGUUCGCGGUGACAGGGGCGUCGAUGGACUCGACGGUCGUCCUGGACUGACCGGCGACGUGGGACCUCGCGGAUUGACGGGUCUUCAGGGACCCAAGGGUCAACAGGGUGACGAGGGAGAAGUUGGUUAUCCCGGACUUGUGGAGAACUUGGGCGAUCGCUAUCUUUAUCGCGGUUUCGUCGGCGAUCAAGGCAUCGAAGGUGAACGCGGCGAGCAGGGAGAGUUCGGCGACAUUGGACCGAUCGGAGCUCCGGGCGCCAAGGGCGAACAGGGCGACAUCGGCUUCGUUGGCCUGGUAGGCUUCGAUGGUGUUCCUGGAGUGAAGGGCAUCCAGGGCGACCGUGGACUGCGAGGUCUUCCGGGUCUCGAGCUGCCGGCGGAGAAGGGCGACGAGGGAGAUGCUGGCCUAGAUGGACGUCCCGGUCGACCCGGACGCAUCGGCCAGAAGGGAGCACCGGGACCUUCGGGAGAGAUCGGAGCGAACGGAGUGAACGGACACCGGGGACCCCAGAUCGAGGGACCACCGGGACCCCAAGGUGAUGUCGGCUACCCCGGAGCGCCAGGACACAGUGGUCGCCAUGGACAGGUUGGAGCGAAGGGCGAGCAGGGCGACAUGGGUCGCCAGGGAGAGCGCGGUGAGCCCGGAUACGCCAUUCACGGCAUGCAGGGCGACACCGGAGACCUCGGCUUCGCCGGAAAUCCCGGCCGGGAUGGCGCCAAGGGUGAGCGAGGACAGACAGGACGACCGGGUCUGAAUGGCCAGGUGGGUCCCCAAGGACCUCGGGGCCUCGCCGGCGACGCUGGCUGGAACGGCAUCGAUGGUAUCGACGGACUCGUCGGCCCGAAGGGUCAGCCGGGUGUGACGUUCCCCUAUUCGAUGGCCCGUCCCGGUGAUCGUGGAGAGCCCGGAAUGAAUGGCUUCAAGGGCGAGGAAGGCGAAGUCGGAGAGCCAGGAUUCGAGGGACUCCAGGGACUGAGAGGAGAGACCGGUUAUCAAGGCGACCAAGGCGAGGUGGGCUACACCGGAGCGGAUGGACCACAGGGACCGACGGGUGACCAAGGUGAGCGCGGCUUGACCGGAGUGCCCGGUCUCCAGGGACAACCCGGACCGCAGGGAGACCCCGCACCAGCGCCGCCGGCACCGAAGAGCCGCGGCUUCAUCUUCGCCCGCCACUCGCAGUCCGUGCAGGUGCCCCGCUGUCCGGCGAACACGAACCUAAUGUGGGAGGGCUACUCCCUCUCCGGCAACGUGGCCGCCAGCCGAGCGGUGGGCCAGGAUCUCGGCCAGGCCGGCUCCUGCAUGCGGCGAUUCACCACUAUGCCGUACAUGCUCUGCGACGUGACGAACGUCUGCCAUUUUGCCCAGAACAACGACGACAGCUUGUGGCUCUCCACCAGCGAGCCCAUGCCGAUGACCAUGACGCCCAUCCAGUCGCGUGACCUCAUGAAGUACAUCUCGCGCUGCGUGGUGUGUGAGACUACCACCAGGGUCAUCGCCCUCCACUCGCAGUCCAUGUCCAUUCCGAACUGCCCCAACGGCUGGGAGGAAAUGUGGAACGGCUUCAGUUACUACAUGACAACCUUGGACAACGUGGGCGGAGUUGGACAGAGCCUGGUAUCCCCUGGUUCCUGUCUGGAGGAGUUCCGCGCCCAGCCGGUGAUCGAGUGCCAUGGCCACGGACGAUGCAACUACUACGAUGCACUGGCCUCCUUCUGGUUGUCGGUGAUCGAGGAGCAGGAUCAGUUCGUGCAGCCUCGCCAGCAGACGCUCAAGGCGGAUCAAACCAGCAAGAUCAGCAGGUGUACGGUUUGUCGUCGUCGUGGAGACACCUUUGUUGCCCGCACUACGGCAUCAUCCUCGUCUUGGUCGUCAGGUGGCUCAUCUUCGUCGGGCGCUAGGAUUCCCUCGGGCGGUUCGAGCUCUUGGUCUUCGAGGUCGUCUUCGGGAUCAGCUGGUGACUCCGAUGGUGACUUCAGGGCAGGCUGGAACGCCAACAGUGCUUCGCCCUCUGGCUCGAGAACUGGAUCGCAACCCAAUCCUGGUUCUUACUCAUCCUGGUCAUCGGGAAGCCCUGCAGGAGGAGCCAGUUCUAGCUGGUCCUCCGGCUCCGGUGCAAGAUCGAGAACUGGUUCCAAUCCUGGCUGGUCAUCGGGAUCCAAUCCUGGCUGGCCCGCUGGCUCCGGUGCAGGAUCGAGCUCGGGAUCCAGUCCUGGCUGGACAUCGGGAUCCAGUCCUAGCUGGUCAUCGGGAUCCAGGCCUGGUUGGUCCUCCGGCUCCGACUCCAAUGCCAGACCCAAUUCUAGCCCGAACGCCGGCUGGUCGUCGGGCUCCAGCUGGAGCUCCGAUCCCCGCAAUCCCGCCGGGUCACGGUAUAUUCCUUCGAACCAACGACAGCCGUACAACUCGGCCCAGAACCCCCAAUUGAACGGAAGGUACCAGUCGGCCCGUCGGCCGGCCAACCUGCAGAACUACAACGAGUACGCUCGCCACGGCGGCGAUAGCCGCCUGUACAACCGGCGCACGCGCGAGGACACCACCGCCCCCUAGAUUGCAGUUCGAACUAAGUAGCAGUUAAAUUUUUGUCUUAAGUCUAUUGCUAUCCUAUCACGAUAACGAUAACGAACCAACCCCAAAUACCAAACACCAAAAAUAAGCUAAAACCAACCACUGAAGAGUGCCAUUUUCCGUGGAGAUGUAAUCUAAUUACGUGGACACCUAUGUAAAGCUAACACCAAGUGCCGAAUGCCAAAAAUGAAAAUGGGGCUAGGAAGAGUAACCACUGCCUUCACUGCAACGAAUGUAACGAAUCUUCUGCCUCUGUUGGGAUUAUUGUAAACGUAACAAAACCAAAAACAAAACCCAGUUUUUUGAUAAAUAAAAUUUACAACACAUAAAACCAA
Drosophila ficusphila is the source of this 6489-nucleotide messenger RNA. It is a transcript of the gene vkg, whose product is annotated as collagen alpha-1(IV) chain. The transcript is spliced from 9 exons. The coding region runs from base 200 to 6136 and encodes 1978 amino acids. The record is from RefSeq and is a predicted model, not a curated record. Lineage: Eukaryota; Metazoa; Arthropoda; Insecta; Diptera; Drosophilidae. Gene Ontology annotation, molecular function: extracellular matrix structural constituent. Gene Ontology annotation, cellular component: collagen trimer.